AUGCAUGAUUUGUGUAUCACCAUUGUGGAGGAGCAUACGAAACGAGUUUGUCGAAAUUUCGCAUUGACGCACACGCGUCGGCGCACCAUCACCAUUGAGGAGGAGGAGGCGCCAUCCAGGCCACAACAAAAACAACAACAGCCGCAGCAGAGACAGCAAAAGGCGCAGUCGCUGCCACCAAUAUCGAAGUUAAACGCCAAAACAACAACGACCACAACCACAACAACCACGAAAGGUCCCAACACCACCACCAACAAACGCAUCACACGCGAGUACGUGCUGCCCAGCUCCACGCUCAGUGAGUCUACUUCUGUGACCGUAGCAGUGCCCACAAAUUCGUGUAUCAAAGUGUGGGCCGAGGAGGACAAAGAUCAGAACUUGUUGUUGCACAUUAGAAAGCAGCGCAGCGAUAAGCCUGGCGAGCGGGCGCAGCAGCGCAGCAUUUGA
Bactrocera oleae (olive fruit fly) is the source of this 447-nucleotide messenger RNA. The record is from RefSeq and is a predicted model, not a curated record. Lineage: Eukaryota; Metazoa; Arthropoda; Insecta; Diptera; Tephritidae.